Nylanderia fulva is the source of this 1689-nucleotide messenger RNA. Lineage: Eukaryota; Metazoa; Arthropoda; Insecta; Hymenoptera; Formicidae. The record is from RefSeq and is a predicted model, not a curated record.
AUGUACGUGGAUUUCAUGGAGCAAUACUUGGACCUCAACCAUAUGAAGCCGGCUCCCCUGUCGACUAUUGGAUCUCUACAGCGAACCUGCUACCUUCCUCACCACGGGGUCCUGCGCGAAAGCAGUGCCUCUACUAAGUUGAGAGUGGUCUUCAACGGUUCGAGCUCUUUGGCCAACGGCGACUGUCUCAACCGAUUCCUGAUGACGGGACCCAACCUGCUUCCCGCCCUAGCUGACAUCCUACUACGGUGGAGAAGGCACCGGUUCGUCUUUGCUACCGACUUUGAAAAAAUGUACCGGCAAAUCCUGGUGCAUGCCGAUGAUCAGAGCCUGCAAAGAAUAUUGUGGAGGAAGGACUCGGAGACAGAGAUCAAGGAAUAUUGGCUGACUACUGUGACUUACGGUUUAGCCUGCGCUCCAUACUUGGCCAUCCGCACGCUGCAUCAGCUCGCCGUGGACGAAGGCGAUCGUCAUCCUGAGGGAGCCGCGGUCCUCCGCUCCGACGUUUACAUGGACGACAUCCUGUCUGGAGCUUCUACCCUCCAGGAAGCCAAGGAAAUCCUCCGACAGCUUGUUCUGGUCUGCAAGGUGGGAGGCUUCCCUCUGAAAAAAUGGUCAGCUAAUCACCCGCAGUUACUUUCGACAUUACCUACCGAGGACUGCCUCCAGCAAGAGGCAAGAUGGUGGCUGCCUGGGGAAAGUCAUGCCACCCUGGGAUUACGGUGGCAACCUUGCGACGACCUCUUCUCCUUCGCCACCAGCCAACCAACGCUGCCCACGAUCACUAAGCGGUCAGUCUUAUCGUUGACAGCGAAGCUGUUUGAUCCGCUCGGUUGGCUGUCUCCCACGACUGUUCUCGCCAAGACUCUAAUCCAGUCUACUUGGUUGCUCGGCAUCGACUGGGACACUCCUCUUCCGGACGACCAUGAGAAGGCCUGGUUACGCUUCCAAGCGGAGCUCCCUCAACUAGAGAGACUGCACGUUUCUCGAUGGCUGGGCGGAGGAUCGACUGACUGCCGCCUGGAAGUCCACGGAUUCGCUGACGCCUCAGUCCGUGCCUACGCCGCUGUGGUGUACCUAAAAACCGAGAAGAACGGGGAGUAUGGAGUUACGCUGAUUGCCGCCAAGACGAAAGUUGCUCCGCUAAAACAAAUCUCCUUACCUCGGCUCGAAUUAUCAGCCGCAACUCUUCUGGUCCGCCUCGUUCAGCAAACGCUGCCUCUCAUCGGAGCUGAAAAGGCGCCUCUUCAUCUCUGGUCAGACUCCACAGUGGUUCUCGGCUGGAUCCGUGGACAUCCUUCUUCCUGGGUCACAUUCGUUGCCAACCGGGUCAGCGAAAUUCAGACGUCGCUCCCCGACGCCCUUUGGCAUCAUGUCCCUGGACGCGAAAACCCGGCCGACUGCGCCUCUCGAGGCAUCUUCCCUGGAGAUCUUGAGGCGCAUCCACUUUGGUGGCAGGGUCCCUCUUGGCUGAAAACGGAGAGCGGCCCUUGGACUGUCUUCGGAGAGGAUCCCAGCAACGUCGAGUCCGUUCGCACGCUGCAGUCUUGGACAAGCGAGGAGACGAACCGGAGCUGCUACUCCGAUACUCGUCCCUGCAGCGACUACUUCGCAUCACCGCCUGGUGUCUCCGGUGGUUUCGACAACGCCGACGGCAGCCCAUCCUUCUCAAUCGCGACGGCGGGGUAG